AAGCAGGUUUAGAUUGUGUCAAAGUGGUUCUGCCAUACAGACAGAGGAGAGAGAGAAAAGAAACGUGUCAUCGUCUUCAGACAGCGAGAGCACAGAGAACCACAAGUUAGAGACGGCGGAGGGACAGCAGGUUGCCUAUGGCUGUGUUUCCUGUUCAUCCCGUAAUGUGGUCCAGUUUGCUGGUUUUGUGGUUGCUACAGAGUGAGGCCGAGGGCCACAGUUUGGAUUUGUGUCAGAAGUAUAUGGCUGGUGAUUAUGAGCUGUCUAGGCUUAGCAUCAAGUGUUCAACAGGGCUGGAAUGUGAUGAAGAUCCUACACUCGAACAGGAAACUUUUAUCUGCCUCCUCUACCCAACUAAUGAGCUUAACUGCUCCUGGUCAUUCAACACUUCAGAGAUGGAUGCUCAGCUUACUGUUUGUAUCAGUGUUUGUGGCGACGAAACAGAAACUGACUCUACAAACUGCACUUCUGUGGAAAAAGUCGGAUGGAUGCCUUUGGCUCUCAGCGAGAAUAUAAUAGAAGAAUCAACAGUAGUCCUCCAUCUGAAUGUGUCCCAGCACAACAACUGGACAUCUUACACCUUCGUGUAUGACGUGUUGACACUAGAGCUCCUUUCUCCACCUCCGAAUAUCUCUGCAUCCUUCAGUGACAGAGUCCUGAAUGUGAGCUGGGAUCUGCCCCACAACAGACAACGUGCAAAGUCUUCCUGUUUUGAAUAUGAACUGGACAUAAGUGACCAGGAUGGACCAAAACACGUGGUGGGCAAGCAGAAUUUUAUAACACGGAAUGCAGAUCCUGCACACACCCACAGAGUGAGAAUGAGGACAAGAAUACUAAAUGAAUUUUGCGAAGGAUCACGUCAGUGGAGUGAAUGGAGUCCCACUGUCACAGUGUCGGUGGAACCAUCUGAACCGCCGGUUUGCACACUCAGUCCUCUGGUGAUCGCUUUCAUUUGUCUAGGAAUACCCAUGAUCCUCCUGGCUGUGCUGCUGUUUGUGCGCUAUCAGAGGGUCACUAAGAUCCUGUUUCCUCCAAUUCCACGCCCCCCACCAAAGUACAAAUAUUUCCUGGAAAAAAGUGAUGCGUUUAAUUUUUUCUCUUCUACCACAUCAGCUAAGCCUGAAGAAGAGAUCACCGAGGUGGAAGACACUGAGAAAAACCCUGGAAGGACAGAGUAAUGCACAAUGAAUACAUUCGAACAAAACAAAACAAAACAAACUUUUUUUAUAUCUGAAUUCAACUUCCUGAUUUUUCUGAUGUAAUAUUUUAUUUCAGGAGGCAGCACAGAUGUGUUAGAUAGAUGCAAAGGUUGUAUGUAUGUGUUUUUUUAUGUGUUUUGUAGCCUACGUGUAGUCUAUCAGGUCUAUAUAUGUAGGAGCCAAUGUGAACUUAAGAUGGUGCAACUUCAGUUUGUAGGUGUAUAGUGUGUUCUUCAUUUGUUAUUGUUGGUUGUUGCUGUUACUGCUCGUGUAAGGCCUUAAAUGGCAUUACAUUUCAUUGUAAAAAUCCAUUUGUUAUGUUGUCUUAGUUAGCUAUUGAACUAAGCACUGCGCAUGCUCACUAGGACACAGAUGUUAGAAUAGAAGUGUGGAUUAGCGGCAGAGCCAAGUGCAGUGUAAUAAGGUUUUUUGACCGUGUUGCAACUGUAAUUCAAGAUUGAUGCUGUUAUUAUCUAGCUACCAUCUACAACGUGGCUCAUCGUAGGGAUAUUUUCAUGUGUGUCUGAUCUGAGAGAAGCUCGGAUGUAUGUGGAUGGAAAUGUGACCUGGAUGAACAUGAUGGUGGAAAUAAACGCUCAAAACUACGACCUGAAAUUACGU
Archocentrus centrarchus (flier cichlid) is the source of this 1820-nucleotide messenger RNA. RefSeq names its product interleukin-5 receptor subunit alpha-like. Gene Ontology annotation, cellular component: external side of plasma membrane. Gene Ontology annotation, biological process: cytokine-mediated signaling pathway. Gene Ontology annotation, molecular function: protein binding; cytokine receptor activity. The record is from RefSeq and is a predicted model, not a curated record. The transcript is spliced from 11 exons. NCBI's taxonomy places the organism in Eukaryota, Metazoa, Chordata, Actinopteri, Cichliformes, Cichlidae. The coding region runs from base 138 to 1178 and encodes 346 amino acids.